AUGGGUAUCCGCGCGAGAAACCCGGAGCCCCGAGAGGCUCUGGCGGGAACGGACAGGGACGGCACGCGGCUGCUGUCAGCCAGAGAGGACGAGACGCGGCGCGUGCAGGGCGCGGGACUGCUGGCCAAGACGCCGUUGGGCUACACGCGCCCUGUCAAACGCGGUAACAUCCGCACGCGCAGGAUACAGAACCAUAUAUACGAUGCGCUCGAGAGACCACGAGGUUGGGCACUACUUUACCACGCGUUUGUGUUCCUGAUCGUUCUGGACUGCCUCAUCUUGGCAGUGUUAACCACUUUUAAGGAGUAUGAGAAAGUGUCUGCAUAUUGGCUCGUCAUACUGGAGACGUUCACCAUCGUGCUGUUCGGUACUGAGUUUGCUCUGAGGGUUUGGGCUGCAGGAUGCUGCUGUCGCUAUCAGGGCUGGAGAGGCCGACUGCGCUUCAUCAGGAAACCACUCUGUGUGCUGGACAUCUUUGUGCUGAUUGCCUCCGUGCCGGUGGUUGCCGUGCGUAACCAAGGCAACGUGUUGGCGACGUCGCUGCGUAGUCUCCGCUUCCUGCAGAUCCUGAGGAUGCUGCGCAUGGACCGCCGCGGGGGCACCUGGAAACUCCUGGGGUCAGCCAUCUACGCACACAGCAAGGAGCUGAUCACGGCCUGGUAUAUCGGCUUCCUGUCGCUCAUCUUGUCCUCCUUCCUGGUGUACCUGGUGGAGAAGGACGACGUCGUCAUGGAGAUCAGAGAUCCCUUAGGCCCCACCCCCUCCACACAGCCACAGGACUUCGACACCUACGCAGACGCGCUGUGGUGGGGACUGAUCACCUUGACAACCAUCGGCUACGGCGAUAAGACACCUAAGACGUGGGCGGGGCGACUGCUGGCCGGAACCUUCUGCCUCAUCGGAGUGUCCUUCUUUGCCCUGCCCGCAGGUAUUCUUGGGUCUGGCUUAGCUCUGAAGGUCCAGGAGCAGCACAGACAAAAGCACUUUGAGAAACGAAGACAUCCUGCAGCAGGACUGAUACAGUCGGCAUGGCGAUACUACGCCACAAAUCCCCUCAGAGAUGACCUCAUCGCCACCUGGAGAUUCUACGAGACCAUCAUAUCACUGCCCUGCUUUAGUAAGAGAGCUCGUGUUCCUGCGCGACUCGGUUCUGUUAGAGAACGUCUGCUGUCCUCCAGCGCCUUGGUGCAUUCUGGGAGCUCCGAACCAAACAAACCCGCUGGCUUCAGCAACCGAGAACGCUUCCGCACAGCGUUCCGUAUGAGGGCAUACACACUUCGCCAGAGCUCAGAAGAUGCUGGAGGGCUGGUUGACUCUGAGGAGAAAGGCUUCCCCCCCGAUAUCCUGAGAGAGGACAUGAUCCCCAUCCUCAAACUAGUGAUCAGAGCCGUCAGGAUCAUGAGAUUCCUGCUGAAUAAGAAGCAUUUUAAAGAGUCUCUGCGGCCGUAUGACGUGAAGGACGUGAUAGAACAGUACUCAGCUGGACACCUGGACAUGCUGACCAGGAUUAAAUAUCUCCAGUCACGCCUGGAUAUGAUCUUAGCUCCUGGUGCUCCACUCACCCCCAAGCACAAGAAACCUCAGAAGCCUUUUACAUACGCUCUACAACAGUCACCAAGACAUGAUCCAUUUCCAGCUGCUGUUUUACCAGACUCAGAUGAUCCCAGCAUGAUGGGCAGAUUCCAGCGAGUGGAAAGACAGGUGGAGGACAUGGACAAGAAACUGGACUUCCUGGUGGACAUGCAUAUGCAGCACCAGGAGACGCUGCAGGUUACCAUGGGCAACGACCCUUCUGUGACCCUUACCGUCACCGACGGCGACCCGCUCCUCUGCUGCUAUGGACAACCCCUUCCUUAUUACCCAGGGGCGGGGUCACAGCUGUCUCUGCUGUCAGUCACACAGCUAGGGGAGGAGCUAGAACGGUCACCCAGCGGGUUCAGCGUGUCAUCGGAGAGGGAGGAGUCUGAGGGGUCGCGGAGAGGUCAAGCACACUGCUGCCUUGCUGAGGGGGAGACGGACACCGACAAUCUGCAGGUCCACAGGUUCUGCUGCAGUGCGCUGGUCCGCCCCAGGUGA
Messenger RNA from Sardina pilchardus (European sardine), 2076 nucleotides. It is a transcript of the gene kcnq3, whose product is annotated as potassium voltage-gated channel, KQT-like subfamily, member 3. Lineage: Eukaryota; Metazoa; Chordata; Actinopteri; Clupeiformes; Clupeidae. Gene Ontology annotation, biological process: potassium ion transmembrane transport. The coding region runs from base 1 to 2076 and encodes 691 amino acids. The transcript is spliced from 16 exons. The record is from RefSeq and is a predicted model, not a curated record. Gene Ontology annotation, molecular function: voltage-gated potassium channel activity. Gene Ontology annotation, cellular component: membrane; voltage-gated potassium channel complex.